This is a messenger RNA of Drosophila bipectinata, 1373 nucleotides long. It is a transcript of the gene Agpat4, whose product is annotated as 1-Acylglycerol-3-phosphate O-acyltransferase 4. NCBI's taxonomy places the organism in Eukaryota, Metazoa, Arthropoda, Insecta, Diptera, Drosophilidae. Gene Ontology annotation, cellular component: endomembrane system. Gene Ontology annotation, molecular function: 1-acylglycerol-3-phosphate O-acyltransferase activity. The record is from RefSeq and is a predicted model, not a curated record.
CCCAACUUGCCAACGAAAUUUUUAUUUCAUUCAGUUGGAUUCGGUCGUUUGGUAGCACAAGUUGUGACUUCUGGUCUCCAAUUUGUUAAGAUCCCCAAAUAUAGCUUAGGAUGGGCAACUACAAGGGCCUGGGGCGACUGCUGAUCGCCGUGACCUUUUUCACGUGCGGCUUCUUUGUCAACAUCGCCCAGCUUCUCCUGAUCGUUCUGGUGAGGCCCUUCGACAAGCGACUCUCCAGGAGUAUUAUGUACUACCUUACCUACUCCUUUUACGGCAUUCUGGUUUGUGUCGCCGAAUGGUAUGCCGGCAGUAAACUGCACGUCUUCAUCGAUCCCGAGGAUGAGAAGUACUUCCUGGGCAAGGAACACGCCCUGCUCCUGAUGAACCACACCUACGAGAUCGACUGGCUGACCGCUUGGAUGAUCUCCGACAAGCUGGGCAACCUGGGCAACACCAAGGCCUAUGCCAAGAAGAUGCUGCGCUACGUCCCGAUCCUGGGAUGGGUCUGGUGGAUGGCUGAGUUCAUCUUCCUGGACCGCAACUUCGACAAGGACAAGAUCGUGAUCAAGAACCAACUGACCGAGGUCUACUCCUACCCGGAUCCCGUGUGGCUACUGCUGAAUGCUGAGGGUACUCGCUUCACUCCGGCCAAGCACGAGCUGUCCGUGAAGUUUGCCGAGGAACGUGGCCUGCCCAUCCUGAAGCACCAUCUCAUUCCUCGCACCAAGGGAUUCAUCACCAGUCUGCCCACCAUGCGCGGCAUUUGCCCUGGCAUCCACGACAUCAAUCUGGCCUUCAAGCGUACUGCUGAGCCCAAGCCCACCAUGUUGUCUCAGUUGAACGGAGAGGCUGUGGAGCCGUACAUGUACAUCCGCCGCGUUCCUCUGAGUGUGGUUCCCGAAGGUGAAAAGGAGGCUGCUCAAUGGAUGCAGGACUUUUACGUGGAGAAGGACAAGCUCAUCGACAGCUUCCAUGAGACAGGCGACUUCUUCAAGACCUCCGGGGUCAAGGCUGUGCCGGAGAAGAUCUACAAGCCGCGUCUGAGCACUCUGCUCAACUUUAUUGGCUGGGCCAGCUUUUCCACUCUCCUGAUUCUGUAUUAUAUGGUUACUUCCUUGCUUGCCGGCAACUGGAUUGGCUUUUUCACCGUCUUUUCCAUCUUGGCUGGAUUCUAUGGCCUCAUGGAGCACGCCGUGAAUGCCUCCAAAAUCAGCAAGGCUUCCGCCUAUGGAACUUCUGCCAAGAAAUAGAAUCCUAUUCCAGAGUUUAUAUACUCGGUGACAUUUUUUCAUGAUUUAAUCGAAAAAUGGACUGUAAAAUCUUUAGAAAUAAAAUAAAAACCAACUGAAUAAAUAUUUUAAUGAACUGAUUAA